Messenger RNA from Sugiyamaella lignohabitans, 459 nucleotides. RefSeq lists its product as uncharacterized. Bases 1 to 459 code for a protein of 152 amino acids. Lineage: Eukaryota; Fungi; Ascomycota; Dipodascomycetes; Dipodascales; Trichomonascaceae. The transcript has a single exon. The record is from RefSeq and is a predicted model, not a curated record.
AUGCGGGACGGGGUGUUUAAAGGUAUUAGCCAGGCUGGUCAGCAGAAUAUCAAUGUCAUUAUUAUGCUACUAGAUGAACUUGUGCCUCUAAGUAACGAAUUCAAUGUUCAGAUUGUACGUCAUCUUAAACAUUUGGUGGGAAUUUUUGUGAAUAUUCUUUCUGAUCCAUUUACUGGUGUACUACCAAGGCUGGUCGAGUCAACAUGUGAAGCAUUAGUUGCCGUCAUGAACAAUGGGUGGCCCAGAGUCGAGGGUUAUAAGUAUGACAUACUCCGUGGGGUGAUCAAUUCAUGGCAGUCUCAAUCAAAUGAAACUGGACAGAAAAACACCAAAGUUUUACGAUCACUACAGAACGUCAUCGUGAAGUUGGAGAAUAUCUUUGGUAAAGAUAACCUUUUGGAAGACUAUACCGCCCUAAUUGGCUACGAUAAUCGCCUAACAGAACUUUUCGAUUUUUAA